UUUCUUCUGAGAACUAGUUAAGUGGUGAUAAAAACUUCUACAGUUACUGCUGAAGUAGAGGGAUGGAAGAAUGGUAUUUGGCCUUGAUAGUUGCUUGUGUGGUAACUCAAGCUAAUGCACAGGGAAUUGAUGCCAUAGUGAAUGAGGCGGUCAACAGUGCCUUUGGGGGUGGAGCGGGUGGAACGGGUGGAGGAGCCCCACCCGCGGCAGGCUUUGGUCCGGCAGGGGCUGGCUUUAUGGAUCCAGCAGGGGCCGGACCGGCACCUGCUGUAGGACGAAUUCCUACGAGUCGACUUUCCGGUGGCGGAGUGGCCCCCAGACCAGUAAGUGAUCGGGGAUCAGGAGCAUCACGGGCACUGUCCAGAUUCUCUCAGAGUAACGCGCCAGCUACCAAUGCCCUCCUUAAUGACAGGUCGAUGAGGGCGUCAAUGGCUUCAAGGAGAAUAGCCGAAAAUACAGGGGGUACCGCGGCAGCUUUCCAGAGCGCAGCGCAAAGUCCAGAAAUUGCUGCCAGUUUUCAACGAGCAUUUGGCCGAUACUGUUUUGAGAUCCCUCGAUGUAAUCCUUGGGAUCCAUACCGAAGGACAGACGGACAAUGUAACAAUUUGGAUGAACCUUUACUUGGGUCGGCGUUGACACCACAACAGCGUAUCUUACCGGCAGCUUAUGACAACUUUAUCGAUCUCCCUAGAGUCCGUUCUGUAGUCCCCUUUCGACGUCUCCCCAGUGCCAGAACAGUCAGUAACAACAUUCUUCAGUACACUAUGGGGGGUAUGACACCUGUCAGCUCUACUCAUUCGAUGUAUCUCACUCAUCACGGACAGUUUAUUGACCAUGAUGUCAUCGCCACGCCCAGUGAAAUGGCUGGAACCAUGCAGAACCCUCAAUCGAUUGGCGACUGUUGUUUCCCCAAUGACCAGAUAAAACCAGAUGCUUGUUUCAAUAUUUACGUCGUACAACCGGAUCCAUUCUUUCCACCGAAUCAGUACUGCAUGAACUUCGUACGUCAUGCUGGAGCACCUCCACUGAGAUGUGAAAACGGUGUCCGGCAACAAAUAAAUCAGAGGACGUCGUUUGUAGACGGAUCCGCAAUCUAUGAUUCCGAUUACUCUAGCGAGAAGGAUUUGAGAGCACCUGACUUUGGUAGACUUAAGGAGAACUUUCAAAAUCUGCUUCCACCUCAUCCUAGGGGAUGCCCAGCGGCGAUCAUGACUGAUUACCAUUGUUUUGUCGCAGGCGAUCACAGACCUAGCGAAACACCAACUUUGACCGUUCCGCACAUCACGUGGCUAAGACGUCACAAUUUAAUUGCUGACGCAUUGAGGCACGCUACAGGCAUAACGGAUGAUGAAACUCUUUUCCAGGAAGCGAAAAGGAUAGUGAUAGCACAGCUUCAACAUGUUACAUUCAACGAAUUUUUACCCGGUGUACUUGACGAUAAACAUAUGAAUGAUUUCAAUCUACGAUCACAUCCAAUUGGGCAUGCUGAAGUUUACAACCGCUAUAUCGACCCAAGGACAAUUAAUGCGUUUGGCGUAGCAGCUUAUCGUAUGGGUCAUAGCUUGGUCAGAAAUUCUGUUGGACAUGACAGAGGAUUCGGAGAUGUCCGAGAAUUUCCGGUGAGUGAGCACUUUGAGCGUCCCGAUCUCAUGUUUAAUAAUGGAUAUGAAUUCAUGGCUCGGUGGAUGUCAAGAGAGCCAAAAUCUAGGUCUGACAGAUUCUUAGUUGAUGGAAUCAGGAACAGACUGUUCGAAUCCCCACCAGAUCCAAGAAUGCACCCAUCAGAAACCCUUUCUUUCGAUUUGGGAGCAUUGAACAUCCAGAGAGGCAGAGAUCAUGGUAUUCCCUCUUACAAUGCUUACAGACAAUUUUGUGGAUUCUACAGAGCGAACUUUUUUGCAGCUGUCAAAGGUGGACUUGAUUUUCAUUCUCCAGAAGCAGCAGCUGCACUUCAACGAACAUACAGUCACGUGGAUGAUAUUGAUCUUUAUGCUGGAGGUUUGUCAGAGACUCCUCUUCGAGGGAGCAUCCUAGGACCAACAUUCCAGUGUAUCAUCGCUUACCAGUUCAGUCUCUAUAAACACGGUGAUCGUUUCUGGUACGAACGAACCUUCCCAGAAAAUCCAGUGGCGGCAUUCAACCCUGCCGAGUUAGCACAGAUUAAGCAGACAACAUACUCCAAGAUCCUGUGCUCAGUUAUGAAGAAUAUAGGAGUACCACACUCCUUUCAGCCCAGUUUGAUGUUAAGAACUAACAUCCCAGGCAAUGCUCCAGUCCCAUGUCAUGUACUCUUGCAAGGCAGUCCGCUCGGAUUCGACAUCACACCAUUUGCACAACAGCUUUUACGAUUAGGCGGCCGUCGAGGUCCAUUUGUUUUGAGACCUAGUCCAUUGAAUCCAGGCAUGCGCAGUAUAAUGCAGGUUCGGGGACCGGGGUUAGACAGAGAUAUGUUUAUGGCUCCCAUAAAUCCAGGGAGAGUUAUUCCGACAGGAAGGAGACGGAGAAGGAAAUUAUACUAGUAUAUAAAUAAUGUAUUUUAUAAUAAAGGUUCGUGUAUAAUU
This is a messenger RNA of Ostrea edulis (European flat oyster), 2561 nucleotides long. RefSeq names its product peroxidase-like protein. The record is from RefSeq and is a predicted model, not a curated record. Gene Ontology annotation, molecular function: heme binding; peroxidase activity. Bases 63 to 2519 code for a protein of 818 amino acids. Gene Ontology annotation, biological process: response to oxidative stress. The transcript has 14 exons. NCBI's taxonomy places the organism in Eukaryota, Metazoa, Mollusca, Bivalvia, Ostreida, Ostreidae.